UCUCCCAGCCCGCCGCCUGCCUGACGCCCAGCACCCAGCUCUCCUGCACCAUGUCUUCUCGCAUCCCGGCAAUCACACUACACAACGGAGGGAAAAUGCCCAUGGUGGGGCUGGGGACGUAUAAGAGCCGUGACGACGAGAUCCGGCAGGCCCUGAACGUGGCCCUCGAGUGCGGCUACAGGCACAUCGACACUGCCACAGUCUACGAGAACGAGGUCGAGAUCGGGGACGUCCUGCACGAGUGGCUCUCCAGUGGUCGUAUUGCCAGGGAGGAGCUCUUUGUGGUGACGAAGCUGCCCAUGACUGGCAACCGGUAUAAGGACGUGGGCAGAUUUCUUCAGGAUUCCUUGGAUAAGCUGCGUCUCUCUUACGUGGAUCUGUAUCUUAUCCACAGUCCGGUCGGCAUGAAGGAACAUAGUAAAGGCGAGUUUGAUUUGGACACAAACCACGAGGAAAUCUAUAAGGCUAUGGAAGAGCAGGUAAGUUACACGGAGAACUGUAAGGUAAUGAGGUUUAUUGUGGUAUUAUUAGGAGUCUCUUCUCUAGUUGAAAUUCACGCGUCUUCACACUCAUAUCGCCCUCUCGACGUCGGCGUAGAACGGCUUCUUCACCCGAAGCUCAGCGUCACAACGCCGUUCGCGCAGGCUCUCCUUGCCGAGCUUCCGAUUCUAGCGCUUCCUUCUCUUCUGCGCCGCUAUUUCCCGCUCACGCCGGUUCCCGUUUGUGAGCGCGCCUUCCACCCAGUCCCACAGGGUUGCGGCAGGCCGGAGCGUAGACUUCUUGAUCGAGCCUAUUCUCCAAGACAGUUUGAUGACCGUCGCCUCCGCGGUUUAUUGGACUGUAGUGGACGUGAUGUACCCCCACUAUGUUGCGAGUCCAGAUUAGGCGAGUCCCCCCUGUUAAUAGCGCAGCACCUCCAGACCAGCACCAUCUGUGGGAGUUCUUGA
Molecule: messenger RNA, 947 nt
Organism: Penaeus vannamei (Pacific white shrimp)
Lineage: Eukaryota; Metazoa; Arthropoda; Malacostraca; Decapoda; Penaeidae
Source: RefSeq, a predicted model, not a curated record